AUGGAGAAUAAAUCUUACAAGUGCGAUGUAUGCGACAAGUCGUUCUCUAUAAGCAGCAAUUUGACAGCACAUCGACGCACACACACUGGCGAAAAACCGUACGCGUGCAAUGUAUGCGACAAGUCGUUCUCUGGAAGCGACAGUUUAACGAAACAUGUACGCACACACACUGGCGAAAAACCGUACGCGUGCGAUGUAUGCGACAAGUCGUUCUCUGUAAGCGACAGUUUAACGAAACAUGUACGCACACACACUGGCGAAAAACCGUACGCGUGCAAUAUAUGCGACAAGUCGUUCUCUGUAAGCAACAGUUUGACAAGACAUCGACGCACACACACUGGCGAAAAACCGUACGCGUGCGAUGUAUGCGAAAAGUCGUUCUCUCAAAGUUGCAAUUUGACGAAUCAUCGACGCACACACACUGGCAAAAAACCGUACGCGUGCGAUGUAUGCGAUAAGUCGUUCUCUCAAAGUUGCAAUUUGAUGGUACACAAGCUGACGCACAUGGCUCACUGA
Metopolophium dirhodum (rose-grain aphid) is the source of this 516-nucleotide messenger RNA. RefSeq names its product zinc finger protein 79-like. The record is from RefSeq and is a predicted model, not a curated record. The transcript is spliced from 2 exons. Gene Ontology annotation, molecular function: RNA polymerase II transcription regulatory region sequence-specific DNA binding; DNA-binding transcription factor activity, RNA polymerase II-specific. Gene Ontology annotation, cellular component: nucleus. NCBI's taxonomy places the organism in Eukaryota, Metazoa, Arthropoda, Insecta, Hemiptera, Aphididae. Gene Ontology annotation, biological process: regulation of transcription by RNA polymerase II. Bases 1 to 516 code for a protein of 171 amino acids.